AUGCCGCAGCCCGACUCAGUUAAGGCCCGUCUGGCUGCUCUCGACCGCAUCGACGACGAGCUGUGCGCCGUACUACAGCACGCACAGGCCACCAUCGGCGCCCUUGCAGAGCUGAAGCGUGGCCACGCGGCCCUCCAGCCCCAGCUUGAACAGCACGUCCGCGACUACUAUCGCACACUGGAGCACAGCACAGUUGCACUACGCAACGAAAUCCGUGAGCUGGAUGCUGCUGUGGGAACGCAGUUGUUACCGGUCAAUAUCGGUAAGCGCGCGGUGGGACAGGACCAAGAGAAGCUAAGCGAGCAGCUGGCACAAAUGGACAAGUACGUAGGCAGUAUGUAG
Eremothecium gossypii ATCC 10895 is the source of this 342-nucleotide messenger RNA. RefSeq names its product Med11p (gene MED11). Gene Ontology annotation, cellular component: mediator complex. Gene Ontology annotation, molecular function: transcription coregulator activity. The record is from RefSeq and is marked provisional. The coding region runs from base 1 to 342 and encodes 113 amino acids. The transcript has a single exon. Lineage: Eukaryota; Fungi; Ascomycota; Saccharomycetes; Saccharomycetales; Saccharomycetaceae. Gene Ontology annotation, biological process: regulation of transcription by RNA polymerase II.